AUGGCCACUCUUUUAGGUCCAGUGACAACUUUCCAAGUAGGCGAUAUCGUCUAUGGCUUGGCGCCUUGGCUGCUCGUCUCAGCCGCAGAUGUCAUUGUCCAGUUUGAAAGCAACGGGUUUCUUAACUCUACAACUCGCUGGGUCCUGUUCAUGGCGACCCUCUGGACCAUUCGUAUGAGAUUGUAUCCUGCAGUACGUCGCCGUCAAGACCACUGGUUUAGAGACUUAUGCAGUCACAUUCUGUACGCUUCUUUUGAUGCAUUCGCACUCACGAUUGCUGAUUAUCGUUUCUUCACCAGCAACUGGUGGGAGGCAGUAAAGGCACUCGUGAUCGUCUUUACGUACUUUAGAAUUUAUCACAUCAUCGAACAGGGUCCUACCUUCCCGGAGCCUCCUACAUUACGGUCUGGGGCUAACCCCCCUCGCACUCCACCACCGGCUCCGACCCCUUUCCCCGCCCCUUUCCCUACCCCUACCCGCGUCCCGAUUCCUGCUCCAGCACCCGCUCCAGCUCCAGCUCCAGCUCCUGCUCCAGCUCCUGCUCCAGCUCCUGCUCCAGCUCCUGCUCCAGCUCCUGCUCCUGCCCCCGCACCUGCCCCGGCGCCUGCACCUGCACCUGCACCUGUACCUGCUCCGGCACCUGUACCUGUACCUGCUCCGGCGCCUGUCCCGGCCCCGGCUCCCGCUCCCGCUCCCGCUCCUACUCCUGCUCCCGCUCCAGGUCCCCAGGUCCGACCCCGAAUUCGAUUUCCAGUCGGACAGCAGGGUCAAAAUCAGACACAAACUUGGGCUCAGCCUCAAGUACAAUACCAGAACCAGGGGCAACCUAAGUUUCAACCUCAAGGCCAAUACUCGGUACAACCCAUCCAAUGGGUACCGGCUGGGCCGACGGUAAAGCGCCAGCAAGCGGUACAGCCUCGACCUGUGCAGCUCAAGCAGCCGGAGAUGGAACAAGUGCCGUCCAACGGCGGGUCAUUUACUGCUCGCGCGAUACACACCCUAAAGCCUUCGAAGAAGUAGUUGUCAGUGCCUAAGAGAUAGAGGGAUAUAUGAGUCCUCUGAAUUGUUUUUUUUUUCUUUGUGCGGGAGUUAUCUAUUGCGGCUAGAAAAAGAGAUCGAAAAAUAAACCAAAAAAAAAU
Molecule: messenger RNA, 1139 nt
Organism: Daldinia loculata
Lineage: Eukaryota; Fungi; Ascomycota; Sordariomycetes; Xylariales; Hypoxylaceae
Exons: 1
Coding region: 1-1020 (339 amino acids)
Source: RefSeq, a predicted model, not a curated record